Molecule: messenger RNA, 831 nt
Organism: Lichtheimia ornata
Lineage: Eukaryota; Fungi; Mucoromycota; Mucoromycetes; Mucorales; Lichtheimiaceae
Exons: 8
Coding region: 1-831 (276 amino acids)
Biological process (GO): RNA catabolic process; ribonucleotide metabolic process
Cellular component (GO): ribonuclease H2 complex; nucleoplasm
Source: RefSeq, a predicted model, not a curated record
AUGUCUUUAACUUUCAACAGAUCGAUCGUGGCGUUUUCGCGCACCAAGAAUGAAGACGUAGAGCAACUGGUACCGAUCCAGCUGGCUUGUCCUCGCACAGGCAAGCCCAUGCUGUAUCUUCAUGACGUUGAACGUGGUGUGCUAUACGAACUACAGAAGGUGGUUGGUCCAGGCCGAAAAGCCUGCUGGCUCAUGGAUAAUCAGUUGCACAAAGAUGGAUCAAUACAGUUUAUUUCACCUAUCGAUCCUUUAUUUAUUGCUCUUCCUAUCUUGCUUCGUGCACGGGAGCAGUCCGAGGGCAAGUUCCGCACCAUAGAUGACAUGUUUGGUUGUGAACAGGAUAUGCAGCACCAAAAACUAUUGGAUCUAGCUGGUUUCGAGGCUCAAUUGGGGCAUAUUUGUGAUAUUCGCGACGUCUCACCCGAAUUAAGAGCAUAUCGCCUUAACGAUGACAAAGUGUUGGUGUGGCUCGUGAAAAAGAUGGAACGCCUACUGCCUGCAAUCCCAUCCCUUAUAAUCGACGACAUCAAAGAAGAUCAAAAACAAGAUGUCUAUCGACAAGAAGCAGUGUAUCUCUUGGCUAAAUAUGUAUCAGAAUCGCAGCUCAAGACACUAUUACAGCAUUUGGGUAUCGAAGAGAUAAAAGAGGAAACAGCUGAUAUUACAAGCUAUUUUGUGGAUAAUACAGCAUCCUACUUCAAAGCUUCACAUUCUAUGCCAAAAUCCCACGAUGAUGGAAACACGCCUAAGAAACCUGAAACACCAAGAAGCUUAGCAAAAGUGAAUACCCGAGGAAUGAAGCCUUUGACGAGCUUUUUCAAGAAGAAAUAA